UUUAAAGAGGCUCCCUCGUCGCUUCGAGCAAUAUAAGAGGGUCGCUCCCCGGUCCCCAAACCCUAAUCCGCCGUUGUGAUCUCCCAGCUUCCUCCUCCACUCGGCGGACACGAAGGUUGAGCAAUAAGCAAUCAAAAUGUUUACUGCAAGGAAGAAAAUCCACAAGGAAAAGGGAUUGGAACCUACAGAGUUUGAAGACACUGUUGCUCAGGCCUUUUUUGAUUUGGAAAAUAGUAACCAGGAGUUGAAGAGUGACUUAAAAGACCUAUAUAUCAAUUCAGCAGUUCAAACAGAUAUUGCAGGCAACAGGAAAGCUGUUGUUAUUCAUAUUCCUUUCAGGCUCCGGAAAGCUUUUAAGAAAAUUCAUGUGAGGCUAGUCAGAGAAUUGGAGAAGAAAUUUAGUGGAAAGGAUGUGGUUCUAAUUGCAACAAGAAGGAUAUUAAGACCUCCAAAGAAAGGCUCUGCUGUUGUGCGUCCUCGCAGUCGAACACUCACUGCAGUUCAUGAUGCAAUCUUAGAGGAUGUUGUAUUCCCUGCUGAGAUUGUUGGGAAGCGUAUAAGAUAUCGUUUGGAUGGCUCCAAGAUAAUAAAGAUUUUCCUGGAUCCGAAGGAACGGAACAACACAGAGUACAAGCUGGAGACAUUUUCAGGUGUCUACCGGAAGCUCUGCGGCAAGGACGUUGUCUUUGAGUACCCGAUGCCAGAGAGUGCAUAAAUCAAUUCUUCGCCCCAAAAUAGUGAAGUUCAAGAGAUUUUAUCUGGUAUUGGUUAAUUUAGAACUCGAAUUCAGACUACUAUGGACGGCUAUGCUCCCUUUUCUUUAAAAUAUGUCAGCUAUCAGCUUCUGAACAUUGAAAAGUUGUCUUGUUUCUUGAUUUUUCAUCUUGACUUGUGUUGGUUAAUUAAUUUCAAACAAAAUUAGAUUUUAACUAAACUUGGAUUUGUAAUGCAUGUUUUGGUCGAGUUUGUAGAUUGCUACGCCAACAUGACAAAAGUUUGAAGAAAGCAAUCCUUAAGUUUUCAGACAA
Molecule: messenger RNA, 1028 nt
Organism: Zingiber officinale
Lineage: Eukaryota; Viridiplantae; Streptophyta; Magnoliopsida; Zingiberales; Zingiberaceae
Product: 40S ribosomal protein S7-like
Exons: 6
Coding region: 137-715 (192 amino acids)
Biological process (GO): translation; rRNA processing; ribosomal small subunit biogenesis
Cellular component (GO): small-subunit processome; cytosolic small ribosomal subunit; 90S preribosome
Molecular function (GO): structural constituent of ribosome
Source: RefSeq, a predicted model, not a curated record